AUGGGUGAUACCUUGAUUUUAAAAUCAAUUAAUGGACAAAGACUAACAGAUAAAUUAAUUAUUUCAUGGUUUGAUGCUAAUGAAAUUUUUAUUACAAAAAAAGUUUUUUCUGAUGAUCGGUAUUCAGUUGAAAUUACUUUUGUUGAUGAUGAAAGGGCUGAUAUGUUAUCUGAUUUAUUGAAGACUUGUUAUAGUGAUUAUAUAUCAGUAGGACGUCCUCAAACGUUGGUACAAUCAUUAGAUAAUUCAUUUGAUGAUGAACGUGUACCAUCACCUGUUCAUCUUUCUUCAGCAUCAUCAAUUUCAUCAAAAGUUUCUUGUUUUUCACAACGACUUGUUGCAUUAGGUAACAAAAAAAAUGAUAAUCAAAUGAAACCUGCACUUGGUCGUGGACGAGGCAUUGAUGCUGGUUUAUCACAAAUUGAAAUGCCAAUAGAAAAGGAAAUAAGUAGUGAUGAUGAUAAUGACUCAAUAAUCAAUACUAGUAAUAUAACAUCACCCAUAUCGUCGAUAAUAGAUAAUGGUGAGAUUUAUUUUGAUAAUUAA
Messenger RNA from Rotaria sp. Silwood2, 546 nucleotides. NCBI's taxonomy places the organism in Eukaryota, Metazoa, Rotifera, Eurotatoria, Philodinida, Philodinidae. The record is from the annotation of a GenBank genome assembly.